Megalops cyprinoides (Indo-Pacific tarpon) is the source of this 410-nucleotide messenger RNA. RefSeq names its product chemokine (C-C motif) ligand 27b (gene ccl27b). Gene Ontology annotation, molecular function: chemokine activity. The record is from RefSeq and is a predicted model, not a curated record. Lineage: Eukaryota; Metazoa; Chordata; Actinopteri; Elopiformes; Megalopidae. Gene Ontology annotation, cellular component: extracellular region. The coding region runs from base 1 to 300 and encodes 99 amino acids. Gene Ontology annotation, biological process: immune response. The transcript is spliced from 3 exons.
AUGGAUCUCAAGGUUGCUGCCGUUCUGCUCUUUUUGUGUGCUACUGUCACCAUCACUGAAGGCGCCAUACCCAAAUGUUGUGUGGCCACUUCAAAAUUAAUUCCUCGAAACAUUUUGAGAAAAGUGGAUAAGUUUGACGUUCAAAGCAGCCAUGGUACAUGUGAAAUUGAUGCGCUGAUACUGCAUGUGAAAGGAAAGAAGUACUGUGCCCACCCAGACGUAAAGAGGAUCCUGAGACAGGUGGAGAGAAACAGGCGAGAGAAGCAAAGGGUGAAGCUGGGAUGGAUCACGAAGAGAUGAGAAUCACCAGAGCACAGGAAAUGCCUGAGAGACUAAGCUGAUAGUGCCAUCUUCUCUAGGGACUUUUCUCUAUGGCAUGCUGUCUGUUGGCCUGCCUCCUUGCCUGGUAA